GCUGUUUUAGUCGUGGAUGUCAUACUGAGAAUUGUUUCUAUGCGUGUACUGAUGGAUCGUGGUCGGCGACUAUUACCACAGGUCAGUUCGGACAGGAAUCGCUGACGUUAGAUAGAACAACGUAGAGUAAAGUGGCAACGUAUUGAGGUGAAAGCGGAGCCAUGAAGUAUACCUGUUUCAUGCAGUCUGUAGUGUCGCCGUGUAUUAUUAUUAUUGUCGUUUACGCGGCAAGUGUGUAUUCCAGACUGAACGACACCGAACAGAAUCCGUUCUAUUCUGCGUCCAAUGCAUUGGUCGGACAAGAUAAUAGCGUACUGCACCGCGAGUGGUGGAUCAAACAAAUGUACCCUAAUCCACAGACGUUCGAUGGGUCCAUGGAAUGUGGUCGCAGAGGAAAUAUCUCCUGGAUAUGCGACCCGAAUGGGAUUUUAACAGCAGAACAAGCUGAUAGCAUAGAAAUGGACCUGGAUGAAAUACGUCGGUUAACAGCAUGUACGUGCCGGGCAUGCAGUUCAGAUGAAAUCAUACUGGGAGACGAGGAAUAUUAUGGAUUUACUAUUGGUGUAGCUUUGGUUGCAAAAAUUAUGCCAACAAUGAAGCCAGGAGACGAACAAACUGACGAAGAUUUGACAGCAGAAGCUCAGCAAUGGGCUGAAUAUUUAUUACACGAUUCAUGGAAACUAGGGAAUUGUGGCAAUGAUGCUGUGGUUUUCAUUUCCAAAGAGGAUAACAAAUGUUAA
Saccoglossus kowalevskii is the source of this 740-nucleotide messenger RNA. RefSeq lists its product as uncharacterized. NCBI's taxonomy places the organism in Eukaryota, Metazoa, Hemichordata, Enteropneusta, Harrimaniidae. Gene Ontology annotation, cellular component: acetylcholine-gated channel complex; membrane. The record is from RefSeq and is a predicted model, not a curated record.